Molecule: messenger RNA, 1732 nt
Organism: Arabidopsis arenosa
Lineage: Eukaryota; Viridiplantae; Streptophyta; Magnoliopsida; Brassicales; Brassicaceae
Source: the annotation of a GenBank genome assembly
AAUCAUUGUUUUGAUCUUUCUUUGACAGAACAGCUCUUUUAAUUUAUUCAAAACUUGUGUUUGCGUUUUGGUCCACCGAGUGUAUAUGGGUCGUGGCUCAAUGACAUCGCUCGCUCCUGGGUUCCGUUUUCAUCCCACGGACGAAGAACUCGUUCGUUACUACCUUAAACGCAAGAUCUGCAAUAAACCCUUUAAGUUUGAUGCUAUCUCUGUUACCGAUGUAUACAAAUCCGAGCCAUGGGAUCUCCCAGACAAGUCGAAGCUGAAAAGUAGAGACUUGGAGUGGUACUUCUUCAGUAGAGCUCCUCGUGGCGAAAGAACCAAUUGGGUUAUGCAUGAGUAUCGCUUGGUUGAUCAAGACCUUGAUAAAACUGGUGUUCACCAAGAUGCUUUUGUGCUUUGUAGGAUUUUUCAAAAGAGUGGGUCGGGACCUAAAAAUGGAGAGCAGUACGGUGCUCCGUUUGUUGAGGAAGAGUGGGAGGAGGAGGAUGAUAUGACAUUUGUACCUGAUCAAGAAGAUCUUGGAAGUGAAGAUCAUGUUUAUAUCAAUAUGGAUGACAUUGAUCAGAAGUCUGAAAACCUUGUGGUCUAUGAUGCCAUUCCUAUCCCGUUAAACUUUAUUCACGGGGAGUCGAGCAAUAAUGUUGAAACAAACUACUCAGACUCCGUAAACUAUAUACAACCUGGAAACUAUGUGGACUCUGGUGGCUACUUUGAGCAACCAGCAGAAUCUUAUGAGAAUGAUCAGAAGCCUAUUGUCCGUGAUGGUAACCUUCAAAAUGGAGAAAUUGGGUGUGGUGUCCAGGACGAGCACACGGAAAAUUUGCAAUCUUCUGACAACAUCUUUGGGACUGAUACAUCAUGCUACAAUGAUUUUCCAGUUGAGAGCAACUACUUGACCGGUGAGGCGUUUAUGGAUCCGAACAUUAAUCUUAUGCAGAAUGAUGGUCUGUACCUGGAAACAAAUGAUCUCAGCAGUACCCAGCAAGAUGGUUUCGACUUUGAAGAUUAUCUUACCUUCUUUGAUGAGGACGAUGAGAAUGCACAAAACUUGACUUUUGAUCCUUCUCAACUGAUGGGAAAUGAAGAUAUUUUUGUCGAUCAAGAAGAGCUCUUUCAAGAGGUCGAGACUAAGGAACUAAAGAAAGAGGAGACGUCAGGAAGCAAACAUGUGGUGGAAGAAAAGGAAAAGGAUGAGGCAUCUUGCUCAAAACAAGUUGAUGCAGAUGCAACAGAGUUUGAGCCAGAUUACAAGUACCCGUUCCUCAAGAAGGCAAGCCACAUGUUGGGUGCUAUUCCCGCUCCGCCAGCAUUUGCUUCUGAGUUCCCGACAAAGGAUGCAUCUAUCCGGUUACACGCAGCACAAUCAUCAGGUUCGGUUCAUGUAACCGCAGGUAUGAUCACAAUAUCAGACAGAAACACGGUGGGCUGGUCAUACGGCAAAAAUGAGAACCUUGACUUGAUCCUUUCUUUGGGGUUGGUCCAAGGGAAUACUUCCUCCGAGAAAUCAGGAGAUAGUUCAGCAUGGGCAAUGUUAAUCUUCAUGUGUCUAUGGGUCCUCGUACUCUCAGUUAGUUUCAAAGUGAGCAUUUUGGUCUCUUCCAGGUGAUAGGUACCCCUUUCUUUUUCAAACAAAACUUUUGUGUUUGUACAUUGAUAUAGAUUUACUUGCAGUGUUCUGCUACUCAAUGUUUUAUCAUCUAAUUCUAUUGAAUAAAUCUCAUUUUAUAUC